GAUGAGGUGAUUUUAAUGGUUGUAUUGGUAUUGAUAAUGAUGGUGGUUGUGAUAAUAAUGACGGAUUGGGAUGGUGAGGAGUAUGGUAUUGAGGGUGAUGGUAGUUUGGGUGGUGAAGGUGUUGAUGAAAGUGGUUUGAUGUUGAAGUGUUUUUGA
Messenger RNA from Anisakis simplex (herring worm), 156 nucleotides. The record is from the annotation of a GenBank genome assembly. Lineage: Eukaryota; Metazoa; Nematoda; Chromadorea; Rhabditida; Anisakidae.